Candidula unifasciata is the source of this 1773-nucleotide messenger RNA. The record is from the annotation of a GenBank genome assembly. NCBI's taxonomy places the organism in Eukaryota, Metazoa, Mollusca, Gastropoda, Stylommatophora, Geomitridae.
AUGGCGUCUUUGAGUGAGGGAGGGGGAAAAGAUGAAAUCAAAACACACUUUGUUACCCGCGAAGGCUCCUAUAAAUUAAUGCAACAUUCAGAAUAUUCCAAGCCUAGUCGUGUUGCCUUUAAUGGACAAGCAAAUACUCCAGUUAAAGUGUCUUUUGUUGAUGUCUGCGACGGCUCUACGUCUCCAGACAGAAUCUGUUUCAAUGUUGGCAGGGAACUUUACGUGUAUGUUUAUAAAGGUCUUCGCAAGGCUGCAGAUUUAACUAAACCCAUUGAUAAGCGUGUAUAUAAGGGCACAUUUCCGACCUGCCAUGACUUCAGUCAACACUGCCCAACUCCAGAUAGUGUGUUGCUUUUGGUUGGAUUCAGUGCCGGCCAGGUGCAGCUAAUAGACCCCAUUAAAAAGGAGAUCAGCAAAUUGUACAAUGAAGAGCGUUUAAUUGACAAAACUAAAGUGACCUGCAUCAAAUGGGUACCAGGCUCCACGAGCCAGUUUCUAGUAUCUCACAGCUCAGGUCACUUGUUCGUUUACAAUGAAAAACUUCCAUGUGGACAGACUCCUCCAGCUUACCAGCCUUUCAAACAGGGAGACGGGUUUUCUAUCUUCACGUGUAAGAAUAAAAGCACACGAAACCCACAGCACAAGUGGGUUAUAGGGCAAGGGGCCAUCAAUGAGUUUGCCUUCUCUCCUUGUUCUAGGUAUCUGGCCGUAGUUGGUCAGGAUGGGCAUCUUCGAGUUCUUCACUUUAAUUCUAUGGAGUUACUGGGGACCAUGAGGAGUUUCUUUGGAGGUUUACUUUGUGUGUGUUGGUCACCAGACGGCAAGUAUUUGGUAACUGGAGGCGAGGAUGACCUGGUGACAGUGUGGUCUUUCCAUGAAAAACGUGUUGUGUGCAGAGGUCACGGUCAUAAGUCCUGGGUGAACAUGGUGGCUUUUGACCCUUAUACAUGUAUAUGUUGUAAAGAGGAAACCAGCGGUAUAACUGGGCCAGAUGUUGAUGUUGUGUCACCAGCCUUAGACAGUGGAGGAAACAGUCAUGAAACCAGCAUAGCUCAGAAUCAUCCUGUCAACGGCUUACCUCUGCAGCAUCCAAAUGGAAAACACAUAGGCAUUUCCAAUCAUAAUUCUUCGUCCAGCCCAACAUUGAACUUUCUUUCCUAUCGGUUUGGAUCUGUGGGGCAAGACACUGAAUUAUGUUUGUGGGACCUUACCGAAGAUGUAUUGAAACAACCGUUUGGUAAAUCUAGGACUAGCAGUGCAGGGUUAAUUAAUGUGAAUUCAGCGUUUUCGUCUGUAAUGCCACAUUGUAACAGCAUAGCUAAUUCACAGAAGUCAAACUCUGUUGGAACAGUUGUACAUAACGAUAUUUCCUCAAAUGCAAAUUCUGAUGGUCAUGUCCAGCCUGUACCGAAUACUGUGAUGAAUGCAAGCUCCAGACUAGCACCCAUGGCUGUAUCCGAGCGGAAGGAAGCAAAUGAUAAGAAGGAGCAUAAGAGAAACUUUAGCUUAGCUUCCAAAAACAGUGAUAAGUCAGCAGUUUUGAAAUCAAAUAACGUCCGUGCUGUAGAUAGUGCCAUGAAGUAUUAUGGCACCCAUGCAUGCCCAAGGCUCGACCAGGUGCCCAUUCUGGAGCCUUUGGUGUGCAAGAAAGUUUCACAUGAAAGACUUACUUCAUUGACAUUCCGAAAUGAGUGUAUAGUGACAGCAUGUCAGGAAGGAAUCAUCCUAACUUGGGCAAGACCAGGCAAAGUAAUGAGAGAUGGUGUUGACUGA